Messenger RNA from Dermacentor andersoni, 2815 nucleotides. Lineage: Eukaryota; Metazoa; Arthropoda; Arachnida; Ixodida; Ixodidae. The record is from RefSeq and is a predicted model, not a curated record.
AAGAUAUUCUGGCGGAUUCCGGCAAGGAAUUGCGGCAGAAGUGGCAGCGUGUAGCACAGGGCCAGGAUAGCCGUAGCGUAAGGCCUGCUAAGGAAUUCAGACGCUGUCAUGGAUGCAGUUGCAGAUCCGAACAAUGCGGCACCCGCACUCCAUGUGCCCCCGUUCCAAUUCAUUGCGCGGCUCAUCGCUGUUCCCUUGCUGGCUAGACUUCUCGACCGAGUGUUUCAAGUUUACAAUGAAGCCAAGACUCGUUUAUCGUGGAUGGCCGCCCUUGUGGAAGCAGCUGAAAGCACCAGUGCGAUCAUCGUGCUAGUGUGCGUGUCUGUUCUUAGGGCAGCACUGUCGCGGCAACUUCAGCACGCGGACGCGCUUGCAUGUCGUGCCCUGGACGAACUGGAGCAACGUUACCCGAUAGUCUUCCGCCAACCCGACGAGAUCAUCGGCCAUGUGGUCGCCUUGGGCCAAGAAAAGGCCACGCAACUGAGGCGUUUCGUCAGUUCCAAGGUGGAUGCAAUACGGACAUUGGCCGCGGCUGCUACGAAUGUGAUCGCCCAUCCGGUAGCAGCCUUGAAAACUGUUCUCCGUAUGCUUUGGAUCGACGCUCACCUGGUCGUCCUCAUGGCCGAUCAACGUAUGGACGCGCUCCUCUACCCUUACUAUCGACGCUACAACCCCUUCCUCAACAACGUCCUUGCCGAAGUGUCAGUCUCCAGCCGUUUUCGUACUGUCCUGCGGAAACUGUGGACUCUCGCCAAGUUCGUGUUUUGGGACAAAGCGCGGCGCCUGCUGGAGAGACGCCUUUCCACGUGGGGUGUCGCACUGAACGACCUGCACUACGCGCUUUCCAACGAGACGCUUGAUGAGACUCUCGAUGACCCAGAUCUGGCCACAGUACAGCACGCAUUCCUUCUCUUGGUGACCCUGGCCGAUCGACUUGAUCUCGCCUACUUUUGCUUUUACGCCCAUGUUUUCGGGUACUAUCACCUCUGGGUUACGCUUCCUGAGCCUCCCAACGAAAUGCUCCGUGCUGUCAUACUGCCGGGCGGGAAUCCUGAGGAAGAAAUCGACGGAGACGGUCUCAUCGAACACAUUGACCAAGAAGGUCUCGUCGAACACAUCGACCAAGAAGGUCUCGUCGAAGACAUUGAUGAAGAAGGACUCGUCGAAGAGAUCGACGAAGGCCUCGUCGAAGAAGAAUAGCGCCUCCAUGCGUGCCUUUGCGUUCGUUAAUGGCUACUGGCGAUAGGUUGCGAAAUACGAUGUUACAAUUUAUGGGCCCCACAAAGCCCGAAUACUCACUUACAGGUCGUAGGUUCAUCUACCUGAAAAGCAACCUUACGAGAUGAACCAGUGAGGUUUGGUGCGACCAGACAACCUGACUAGUUUGCAUAUCUGUACUAUAAACACUUUUAAUGUUCUACUUGGCACCCGCACAUCAAGUUCGUUUCAGUGCUCGUGUUCGCAUUUAAGGGAAUAGGAAUGGUUCUGUGCAGGCCUGCACAAACUGCAAGUAUUCGCUCAAGCUUGUAUGAGCUUUUAGUGAUUUACCUUCGGCAAAAAAUGUAGGGCUAGGUUACAGAUUUUUUACGCAGAUAUACUGUCGAGCUAACUGUUAACAGUGCAUCUGAAACCAUCUAGUUUGGCAUAAGUAGGUAUGUUUGAACCUUUAAUGCCAGAUCAACGAAAAAUAGAAAAUUUGUUCACGUUCACUUCUGACCAUGGAGAAUACGGGUACAAAAAGUGUUGAGUUAAAAUUUGCUUAGUAUAGCGAUAAUUAGUGUUUCGUUCGCUGAAUUUAUCACACCUGAAGCUUCAGUCCACCUCAUGAAAAACAACUGCGGGCUUUCCAUUAUACAUCCCUUACUAUAUAAGCAUUUUGAAGCGUCAAACUCAGCGUAGCGUAUGUGAUACGUAUGUGAAGGAUGGACUCAAACUGAGAUUCUCAAUCUGCAAUUCUUUCCUUUGUCCUCUUAGUUUGUGCCUUUACAGCACAGUUUAGACACAUCCUCACUAAUAUUGUACAUAAGGACAGAGACGUCAUUUAUUCACCAGCCACGACAUUCCUUCUUAACGCUGAAACCGAGUAGCAGAGGAAGCAGUCUGUUUGACAGACCUUUUAAGGCUUAAGUGCAGCCCCCAAAAGACUUCGUACAUAGAAACAAAAGCAGUCAGGCUGCACGUGGACACACCUUGCGUGUUAUAAUCUCAAUGCAAUAUUGAAUGUAUGAUUCUUUCCAGGCACAUCUCAAGCUAUCGGAUUAUUUCUACAGAGGCUUUACCCGGGUUCAAACUUUAACUCUAGCAUUUAUUAACUAGUCAGUAGGCUUUAUCGCCGGGCGUGUAAGCUUUACUUCUUAACGUGCGUGUUGCCCUGAAGGUAUAGUCACAACACCACCAAUAGAAAAGACCGAAAACGCUGUGUUCGGCUAUUUUUGACCUUAUACUCCCGGAAUAUAACGAUUGUUGUAGAUACGAUUGUGUAUCGGUCGCUGAUAUAAUCUCGUGCUUCAGAAGAAAGGUAGUCUGUACUUUGUUGCCGAGUUCUCGUCUAAAGCUUUCUUUCUUUCAAUAUGCUAACUACAAGCUACCUUUUCCUGAAUAAAUUAGGAUGUAGGAUUUAUUAAUUAGACAACAGUAAAUAAUUGAAGGCUAUAGAAGGUGCUUCACUUAUGUUUUACGAAAUGUUUUGGACAGCAACAGUUCCCUCGGAGCGAGAAGCUGUACUAUGCCUACUUUAAAUCUUCGCAAAAUAUACAUUCCAAUGUAUUUUUGCAAUGCGUUCUUUCAGUCUCAUAAUAAAGUAUUGCCUAAAUCA